Messenger RNA from Fusarium vanettenii 77-13-4, 1956 nucleotides. RefSeq lists its product as uncharacterized. Lineage: Eukaryota; Fungi; Ascomycota; Sordariomycetes; Hypocreales; Nectriaceae. The record is from RefSeq and is a predicted model, not a curated record. The transcript has 2 exons. The coding region runs from base 1 to 1956 and encodes 651 amino acids.
AUGGCGGAUAGCGCUCCGUCGGUCUGGUCCGGAUCCACUACGACGACUUACGAUUCAUCCAGCGAAGAUUCGCUUGCCAACAAACAAGGCGCCCCUCGACUAACGGACGAAGAGGAUCCGUUAAUACCAAACCCAGCCGAUGUUCACCGUACCUUCUGUGAUGGAAAGGCAACAUGGAAUGCUUUCUUGGAUGAAGCGAGCAGAAUACCUUCAGGUCUCUGGCCAGUAGAUGCACUGGACCCAUACAUCACUUUGGUAGACGUCCCAAGCCUUCCGGAACAUCUUCCUCGCAGCGCUUUUCUGUACGGCAGGCCUUGCUGGGAACUGCCCCUCGACAUCGGAGGGACAGUGCACGAACAACAUCCCGAUAGCAAUGUAGCCCUCGUCCACGGGUACCGAGCCGGGUUUCGAUUAGGGGUAGACAAACCACUCCGUUGCCACAUUCGCCCAGAUAUAGAGUCACGCGACUUAGGUAUUGGUUCGGAGACAACCAACAGCCUUGGUGUAUUGGUCAUGUGCUGGUCAUACAUCCUUUCAGUUCGACUUCUUGAAAUGCAAGGCCGACCGCGCCAAAGGGGAAGUGCGGUUGAUCUGGACCUCGAGGGUGCGUCACCCUCGCUCAUCAGGUGGCUUUGCGCGAUCCUCAGUCCCAAGAUGGGUUGGCGAGCCAUGGACCUAGGAAAACUACCUCCAUGGGCAACGUAUUUUAACACGGGUAUUAAAAUUAGCAUCAGAGCAUCAGACUCAGUCACAGACAUGCGUUUGCCUCCCACCUCUUCUGAAGCUACGGAGCUUCUCAUCGAACUAUGUCGACUAUUCAAUCUUGGUGCCGACUCAACAGGAGACUCCAGCCUCCAACCGAUGCCUCUCCACGAGGCGUCGUUCAUGGCCGCACUUGUAAUCCCCUUCUAUACCUUUAUGAGGCUCCAGCCCCGGCUCCCUCGUCCACAUCUCACUGGGCCACAGAAGAAUGGCACUUUCAGCUGUUCUCAUGAACAGAGCAUUCGAGGGUACCUCAGUGAUAUGCGAUAUUUCAUGGCCCUCAGCGCCUAUCCGCCUUCCAUUGGCACCAUUAUAUGGAGUAUCUUGUGGCAGCCGGACGUUGAUUGCAAUCUGGUUGGCCCGUGGCUCGCAGCCGUCUUGGACACGUUGGAGCCAGCACUUAUUCAGGAACAACUCGAGCUCAUAGCAAAAGUCUUUAUUUCCCGCCGACCUAGAGUUGCCAUUUGGUGGGUGGCUCUCUUCUUGUUGGGCGACCCUACUCUACUUAACUGGAUUCAACGAUAUACAAUGACAAUGGAAGAGAAGUACGGAUCCGGAUCACUAUCGCCACCAGAUCCGAUGGUGUCUGCCUGGACUGGAUCUAAGCAGUCAUUCAUGGAUCUUGACAAGGAUUCUCUCUAUACAGAACCCUCUGAUCAGGUAUCUAGAGCUGAUCUACUUCGGUGCCGCUUCGACCUUAAACUUCAGGACUCGGCCAGCGCAACGCUGGCAUGGCGACCCUUUGGAUACGUACAGAAGGGGCGGGUAGAACUCGAACUUUGGCCGCAACUCGAAACUAAGUAUACUCGCAAGUACCACUCAUUCACCUGGUACAUUAGGAAGAAAGCCAUCUCCGACAAGGGCUUUCGGGCAUGUACUGGGCGAAUGAUGAGCAGCAUGCCAGACAACUUGGAGAUGCGUACCUCGGCCGAGAAUGUGGAGAGAGAUCACCAAGCCAUCAGUGUCCGGCCGUCGAAAAAGUCCACCCUCAAAAUGAUGUCGUUUCUGGUAGAAGACGCCGCAGGUGGUCGUAACUGGGCGAAUGCUGAUAUGCCGGGAAAGCUUGAGCAGCACCGCUGGCUGCGCGAUUGGGAAGGCCUCUACAGCAUGGAUGAGGAAAUCGUGGAACCCGACGAGACGCCGACCAAGCCUGCAUCAUGGUUCCUUGAGGAAUGGAUUGAGGGCAAAUAUUAG